Molecule: messenger RNA, 2573 nt
Organism: Cuscuta europaea
Lineage: Eukaryota; Viridiplantae; Streptophyta; Magnoliopsida; Solanales; Convolvulaceae
Source: the annotation of a GenBank genome assembly
GGGAAACGUUUCGGAAACGUCGCUGGGCUUGGGCCUAGGCGUUUCCGCAGCAACUUAAAAAAAAGGCUUUAAUUAACGGGCUUACCUGCGUCGAAGCCGUCGAACGAAGAGUCGAAGAGUGAAGACUCUGCGGACUGCGAACGAAGAAUCUGCGAACUGGGAACUGGGAACUGCGAUUCUGCGAACGAGGGAGACAAUGUUGAACCGCGAACUGGGAAGUGCGAACGAGGUUCUGCGAUUCUGCUGUACGAUUUCUGGGAAGUGCGAAAGAAAAGGGCGAAGGCGGCGAACUGGGAAGAAAAGAAAAGGGUUUGGAGGUUUGCUAUUUGCUAUUUGGUUCUCUACUUCAGUACUUCUCUUCAAUUUCAAUUAGUAAGUACCACACUACCAACCCUUUAUUUAUACUCAAAUAUGGAACAUACUUCACAAGUUAGUGAUGGUGUCAGUGCUUCAGGGAAUUCUUCUGUUGGGGUUGAUAAUACACCUUUGUGGAAAUUUGUUACCAAAUUAGGUAAAAGUGCUGAUACAGGAGGGACAUGGAGAUUCCAAUGUAAUUUCUGUAAUAGCAUAAAACAAGGAUCUUAUUCUAGAGUAAGAGCUCACUUGCUUAAAAUUUCAAAACAAGGAAUUGCUAUAUGCAAUAAGGUCCAACCUAAUGAUAUUCGUGAGAUAAAAAAGUUAGAAGAAGUUGAGAAAAAUAAAAAAAAUUCUGCACCUAAAGAUGUUCCUUUACCUUCAGCGGGAUCACAAACGGAUUGGAUAAGUAAUACUAGUUUACCUAAUAAAAGAAAAGCUAGUAGUAGUCCGUUGGAGAAAGCUUUUGAUAUGGAUGCUAGAGGGAGAUUAGAUGAAGAAAUUGCUAGGAUGUUUUUUACUGGAGGGUUGCCAUUUAAUCUUGCUAGGAAUCCAUAUUAUGUAAGAGCUUUUUCCUUUGCUGCCAAUCAUAAUUUAGGAGGUUAUGUCCCCCCGGGUUAUAAUAAAUUAAGAACUUCUCUACUUCAACAAGAGAAAGCAAAUGUUGAGAGGUUAUUACAACCACUCAAAGCUACUUGGCCAGAAAGAGGAGUGACGGUUGCAACUGAUGGUUGGAGUGAUCCGCAACGAAGACCUAUAAUUAACUUUAUGGCAACUUCUGGAAGUGGUCCCAUGUUUCUGAAAGCGGUGAAUUGUAUGGGUGAAUUUAAAUCCAAAGAAUUCAUUGCUAAUUUGAUGAAAGAAGUAAUUGAUGAGAUAGGUCAUCAAAAUGUGGUGCAGGUAAUCACUGAUAAUGCUGCGAAUUGCAAGGGUGCAGGAGAAAUCAUUGAAGGUAUGUAUCCCCACAUCUAUUGGACACCUUGUGUAGUGCAUACUUUAAAUCUUGCCUUAAAGAACAUAUGUGCUGCAAAGAAUGUGGAGAAUAACACAGAAGUUUAUGAUGAAUGUCAUUGGAUCACUGAAAUCCAUGGUGAUGCUGUUCACAUAAAAAAUUUCAUCAUGAAUCAUACUAUGAUGUUAUCCAUGUUCAACAAAUUCAUCUCCCUUAAAUUACUUUCUGUGGCGGACACACGUUUUGCUUCUAUAAUUGUAAUGCUUAAGAGGUUUAAGCUUAUUAGACGUGGUCUGGAGGCUAUGGUGUUGAGUGAUGAAUGAGCAUCAUAUCGUGAGGAUGACCAAGGCAAAGCAAGGUUUGUGAGGGAGAAAAUUUUAAGUGAGUAUUGGUGGGAGCAAAUUGAUUAUAUUCUUGCCUUUUCGGAUCUCAUCUAUAGUAUGAUUCGAGCAUGUGAUACUGAUAGGGCGUGCCUCCAUUUGGUAUAUGAGAUGUGGGAUUCCAUGAUUGAAAAAGUCAAAGUGGAAAUCUAUAAGCAUGAAGGAAAGUCUCUCGAUGAGUAUAGUGCUUUCUACCAAGUAGUAUACAAUAUUCUUGUGGCACGUUGGGCAAAGAGUUCUACACCGCUUCACUGCUUAGCCCAUUCAUUGAACCCAAGGUAUCAUUAUUAGUUAAACAUGAUAUAUAUAUAUAUAAGUUUGGCUUGCUGCGGAUCCCGCUAGGGUCCCUCCUCAUAGGGAUGGUGAGAUCUCCCAAGAAAGGAUGAAAUGCUUCCGAAGGCUCUUUCCAAAUGGUGAUGAUUACGAUAUGAUUUUGGAGGAGUUUGCUUCGUUUUCACUUAAGACAGGGCCUUUUGCAGAUAUUACAUCUCUUUCAAAGAGGGGAAACACAGAUCCUAAAAGUUGGUGGGCUAACUUUGGUGCUCAAACACCAAUCCUACAAACGCUCGCUUUUAGAGUUCUUGGUCAGCCUACAUCUUCAUCAUCAUGUGAACGUAAUUGGAGUACUUACUCUUUUAUCCAUUCACUUAGGCGGAACAAGUUAACUCCUAAGCGUGCUGAAGAUUUGGUGUUUGUGCACAACAACCUUCGCCUCUUGUCAAGGAGUUCUGAGCAAUACGCAGAUGAGAAGACCAAGAUGUGGGAUGUUGGAGGAGACGAGUUCGGCAAUUUGGAAGAAAUGGGCUAUUUGGAGUUUGCUAAUUUAUCUUUAGAUGAGCCGGAAUUAGAGAGAGUGUUUAUCACUGAAUGAAACAUUUACGUAAUGC